Molecule: messenger RNA, 2604 nt
Organism: Vanessa tameamea
Lineage: Eukaryota; Metazoa; Arthropoda; Insecta; Lepidoptera; Nymphalidae
Product: xylosyl- and glucuronyltransferase LARGE1-like
Exons: 13
Coding region: 332-2410 (692 amino acids)
Biological process (GO): protein O-linked glycosylation via mannose
Molecular function (GO): xylosyltransferase activity; glucuronosyltransferase activity
Source: RefSeq, a predicted model, not a curated record
UUGACAUGUAGCUUUGUUAUUAAACGGUCCCUAUUUUUAUUUAUUUGACUUCUGAUUAAAAUUCCAAAUGCAAUGAAAUCGUAGGGACAGUUAAUUAAGAUUACCUUUUGUACAUUUUGAUUACAUUUUCGCUAACAGUUCGGUCCUAAAUUAAUGUAAAUUUUGUUAACAAUUAAUACAUCUACAUUAUUAAUUAAGACUAAGUUACGAAAACACAAAUGCACCGUAACAGGAACACCGAUUAAAUUAAGAGAAUAUAUGAAACCAAAUAUGAGUACAAUCUAUGGAUUAACCGCAAAUUGGCAAUUACAUAAGAAGUCAUGAGCCUAAAAUGAAUUUCUCAUCUAAAUAUGUUUUCAACUGUCUAUUUUUUCGACCCUGGUUAGGCGUCCCAUUGGGUAUAUGGGUCGCAGUUUCCGUUGUUUACUACUGGUGGUUGAUAUCUAGAAUAGAUGUACUUGAAACAGAAAAUAAAGUUAUCAAAAAACAGCUAUCUGUGAGUGGGAUUCGUGAUUUUUCAGAAUCUGAUAACAAAUACUAUGUUCCUGAGAUUCCAGAUGCAGUGGGAACAUUAUGUGAAACAGUACACAUCGCUCUAGUCUGUAUGGGGAAAUGUACAAGGAUCAUCACACCAAUGUUAAAAUCGUUACUACACCAUCGCCAGAACCCAGUACACUUUCAUUUCAUUGUGGGUUCGGGAUCAGCACAAACCAUCACCAAGCUUUUCGAUUCAUGGGAUCUACCGGAUGUUAAAUACACAUGUUACAACACGGAGAACCGUCUCUCAGAAGUGCGUUGGAUACCUAACAGUCACUACUCUGGUAUAUAUGCCCUGGUCAAGCUGCUGUUCCCAAGUAUUCUACCUGAAUCAUUGAAACAAGUCAUCGUACUGGAUUCCGAUUUAACAUUCCUCAGUGAUAUUGUUGAACUGUGGAAUAUGUUUCAUAACAUGACGGAUGACCAAUACAUAGGCCUAGUUGAAAAUGAAAGUAAUUGGUACUCCAACACAGAGACACGCUGGCCAGCGUUAGGGCGAGGCUUCAAUACGGGUGUCAUGUUGCUAGAUUUGUACAAAAUUAGACGCAAAAUCGACUGGACGUCAAUAUGGCGUAGCACGGUCAAAGAAAACUUGGAAAGGCUUAAGGAGACGACGUUGGCCGAUCAGGAUGUCAUAAACGCAAUUAUAAAAAAAUAUCCAAAAAUAUUGUACACUAUAAACUGUCAGUACAAUGUCCAAAUGUCAAUGCAGACUCUAGCAAAGUCGUGCUACGGCGAAGAUGUGAAGACUGUUAAGAUAAUUCAUUGGAACUCCCCAAGCAAGUAUAACGUUCGGAUACGUGAUUCGGAAUAUUUUAAAAACAUACAUCAGUCAUAUGUAAAUUUUGAUGGUAAUUUGCUACGAGAAAAGCUUCAUAGAUGUUCACAGAACGAAGUUGUUACUUAUAAGAUGAAUCAUUCCGACCUUUGCCUUAGUUUCCGCGCGGCACAACGCAUUAAGCUUCGCACGCACUUGUACUAUAUGGACUAUAACUAUAUCAACGUAGACAGCUUCGACGUGACGCUGGUCCUUCAACUGUCUAUGGAUAGACUUCAGUUUCUGGAGAGGCUUGUCAAGCAUUGGGAUGGUCCAUUAAGCGCAGCAAUAUAUCUAUCGGACUGCGAAGUAACAAAAUUAGAAAGUUUUAUCCGAGAUUGGUCUUCAACCCUCAGUUCUAGAAACAAUAUCGGCUACCAUUUAGUUUUUAAACAUGACUCGGUACAUUACCCAGUGAACUAUCUCCGUAACAUUGCGUUGGAAAACGUAAACACCCCAUAUGUUUUCUUGAUGGACGUGGACUUCGUGCCGAUGGCAGGUCUCUACGAACACCUGAGGACCGCAACUAAGCUUAUUAACCCUUAUCCGCAGAAAAAGUGUUUAGUAGUACCGGCGUUUGAAACCCAAAGAUACCGCGCAUCUCCACCAAGAUAUAAGGAGGAACUUUUAUCUCGCCUGUCGACUUCUAAUAGCCACGGUGAUGUUGGUCAGUUUCGGGCCAGGGAAUGGCCCAGGGGACAUAGGGCCACUAACUACUUGAAAUGGACCACAGCAACUGCGCCAUAUGAGAUAGAAUGGCAGUCGGAUUACGAGCCAUACUUAGUUGUUCACCGUACCGUGCCUAAAUACGACACGCGGUUUUCUGGCUUCGGUUGGAAUAAGGUGUCGCACAGCGUGGAGCUGCGCGCGCGGGGCUGGCGCGCCGUGGUGCUGCCGGGCGCCUUCGUGGUGCACACGCCGCACGCGCCCUCGCCCGACAUCACGGCCUUCCGCGCCGACCCGCACUACCGCAUAUGCCUGGCCCUGCUCAAACAAGAGUUCAUGGAUGAUCUGAAGAGGAAGUACAACGUGUCACUCGAAGAUAGUAAAACGUAAAUUAUAUUAAAAAACCAAAGAAUAUUAUCAUUUAAACCGAGGAGGCUAUGCUGGAGACUAACUAUUUAGUAAAUUCACUAAUAUAUAUAACGCGAUUAUUUAAAAGAUACGCUUAGAUCUAUACUGGUACGUAAGGAAUUAUUCCAGUGAAAGUUCAAAGCUAUUUAACCAAAGAGCGAUUAGACGUUAUCAAG